AUGACCAGCCACCCCAAUCAAACAGGCAACGACCGCUUCAAUGCCGAGGCCGCCAACUGGGACAACAAUCCCUCCGUCCAGGAGGCCACUCGACUCGCCUUUGAGACGCUACAGCCCCUCAUCCAGUCGCUUUCCGAUCAAAAGCGCACGGCAACCAACACGAGCCUGGACGUUCUCGAGGUGGGCUGUGGCACAGGGCUGUUGACUCUGCGGGUCGCACCCAUGGUCCGCGAGAUCGUCGCCGUAGACAUCGCCGAGGGCAUGGUUGAGAUGCUAAAGGCAAAGACCACCCAGCCAGACGCCCCGCGCAACAUCGUGCCGCUGUGCAAGAUCCUCGAGGAUCCUGAGGACCCGAUCUUGCCCGCCGCCGAGGAGAAUGUCCCCGCGGGCCCGCGUCGCAAGUUCGACCUGAUCCUAUCGCAUCUCGUCAUGCAUCAUGUCCCGGACUUGCGACCGUUCUUGCAGACCCUGCUGGGAUGUUUGAAGCCGGGAGGAAGGGUGGCUCUGACUGAUUUUGAGGAUUUUGGGCCGGAGGCGAUCAAGUUUCAUCCGCCGUCCAAGCUGGAGGGAGUCGAGAGACAUGGCAUUCCGCGUGUCUGGAUCGAGAAUCUCAUGAAGGAGGUGGGCUUUCAGGAUGUGCGCGUGUCGGUUGGUUGGACGUUGGAGAAGAAUGUUGAGGACUGGGAGGAUAGCCAGACGAAGACUCUGCCAUUUCCUUUUCUGCUGUGCGAGGGCGUGCGUCCGGAGUAA
Molecule: messenger RNA, 750 nt
Organism: Aspergillus terreus NIH2624
Lineage: Eukaryota; Fungi; Ascomycota; Eurotiomycetes; Eurotiales; Aspergillaceae
Product: class I SAM-dependent methyltransferase
Exons: 1
Coding region: 1-750 (249 amino acids)
Source: RefSeq, a predicted model, not a curated record